Lindgomyces ingoldianus is the source of this 2125-nucleotide messenger RNA. RefSeq lists its product as uncharacterized. The record is from RefSeq and is a predicted model, not a curated record. The transcript is spliced from 5 exons. NCBI's taxonomy places the organism in Eukaryota, Fungi, Ascomycota, Dothideomycetes, Pleosporales, Lindgomycetaceae. Bases 53 to 2089 code for a protein of 678 amino acids.
UGGAAUUUUUCCCCUCCUAAAAGGAAUCCUAUUCACCUACAACUAAUUCAUCAUGGCAAAUACUGGCAUUGUCUACAAGGGCCUUCUCCCAAUCCCUCACCAAACCGGCCUGGAGAAGAAAGAAACGACUACAACUGUUAGAGACACACCCACCGUGAGCCAUGCUUUGGCAAUGAAGAAUCCAGAACAGAAAGGUGCUGCUCAGGUUGAGCAUGAUGAAGAGGUUGUGAAUCUGGGGUGGAACGAGCCUGAUAACGCAGUUGCGAGUCCACUUGUUGGCGGUCUCGCGAAUGACGAUCUUUGGAUACUUGUCCGACGUUUCAACAAACAAAUGUACCAUGUCAAGGAAAUUCCAAACCCACCUCCAGGCGGCCUGGACCUGAACAUCGCUGAUGAAGAGGAGUUUUCUCCAGACAAGUUAAGAAGCAACAUUGAGCGCUUGUACAUGACGAUCGGUAUUGGAUUGAUAGGUUUUGGCAAGCAGAUUGUGAGACUUCGAUCCUGGCGAGAAAUGAGGCGGACAGCUACGUUCUGCACUGCCUACUUUAUCGCCUGGAUAUUUGAUCUUCUCAUGCCGCUCUUCGCAGUCAUGGUGAUCACGCUCAUUGCAUACCAGCCAUCUCGCGCGAUCAUAUUUCCUCCUACCCCCAUUGCGCUAGUCGACGGUAAGACCGGCGGCGUCCAGAAACCAAAAGCUGGUGUGCUCGGAAGUCACAACAGCGCCACAGGAGCACCGGAGAACCACAAGGGAGAAGCCGUUGAAGCAGAAGCCAGCAACUUCGUCAACGAGAUUGCUUCUGUGGCACUAGCAAGUGCAACUGGCAAGCAUCCUCAAGGAGAACCCCCCUCUGAAGAUGGAUCCCCCGCAGACUCCUUCCCUGAUCCGACGGCCAUUGCUAUCGGUGCGGCUGAUGCAAAGAAAAAGGCCACAGGGGGAACCCCAGCGAAGGAGCACGACAAGACGAAGGUACCAAUGGAGACAGCCAUGUGGACAAAGAUGCGACCGAUAAUGCAUAGCUUGGCCGAAGUUGUUGAUACCUGGGAACGGUUUGCUAAUGCCCUUGAUCCUACAUCACCUUUCCCUAGAGAACUUUAUCGACUUCGAAUCGCGGCUCUCGUGGUACCUGUGCUGUUGGCCUCUAUCUUUGUUACCUCUUACAUGUUCAUGAAGGGUGUGACCUUUGGCGUUGGCUUUGGUUUAUUCGGCGACCCAAUAAUCUCUCGCGGCCUCGAACUUCUGAAUAAUAAAUUCCCCAACUGGCAAAAGAUCCUUGAGCUACGGAACACUGUUUUCAAAGGCGUUCCAACAAAUGCUCAACUCACUUUGACACUUCUCCGGAUCAGCGAAGCUAACAAAGCUCCUCUUCCCCCACCACCUAAUAUCCACGCUCCUCCACCCGAUGAGCCCGCCGAUAUUAGUGAACAAGAGCUUCGAGCUACAGGUGAAGAUUACCCAUUCAAUGCUACACAAGCGGAACUUGACGAGGCUAUGGCUUGCGAUCCGACUGUCGCCCACGAGACUGUAGGCGAAGGCAUCGAUGCCUCGAAGAACGUUAAGCACGGCAAGAAGGGAAGUAAAAUUCUCGGCUUCUUCAAGGGCACCGUUAAAGGUGGUGUCGAGACAGUGAUCAGUACAGAUAAACUGAAAGCUAAAGUCGGAAGCGAGCAUGCGAAGAACAGACUCGGUGUCGUGCCAAAGCGUAAUGAGGAUCUUACAUCCGGCCCUGUUGAAUUCAAAGCUCGCUUUCAUGGUAAGAAAGGUCAUGUUUACAUUACCGCCAAGGCAACUAUUCCAUGUGUUGCUUUCUCAACGGAUAACACCGUCGAGAAGAUGGGUUCUCUGGAAAGAGAAGAUCUGCACCCUAUUUGGACCAUCCCAGUUGGCGAUAUCAUUGAGAUGAGAAAGGUCGGCGGAUAUGGUUGGAGGGCGAAAUUGGUAGUUGGAUGGGCGAUGGGUAGGGAGGUCGCUGAUGGUUUGGAGAUUGUGCAAAGAAGCGGCGCAAAGACCAAGGUCACUGCCAUGCCGCUGAGAGAUGAGUUGUUUAACCGACUGAUUGCGAUGGGUGAUCAGAAGUGGGAGUGCUGGUAGUUAGAUAUUUGAUUCAGAAUUCGUGGCACAGAACGG